AUCAUUCUGCACUUACUGAUAAAUAGCCCAACGUCCAUCAGCUUGUGUAGUUGCAGCCUGAUCAGUCAACCGUUCCACCAGCCAGUCCACUGGUCAAAAUGUCCACGAGGAUCCUGUCCAUCACUCUCCUGCUCUGUGUGUGUCUGUGCUUCCAGUCCUGUGCAGGAAACUUGCGCCAUGCUUACCGAAGGUUUCCACCUCCAUGCUGCGUUAAUGUCUCCACUGCUAACAUCAGCCACUUUGUGACUGGGCACACAUAUCGUGAACAGUCUGCCCAACCUCCCUGUGUGAAGGCUAUACUUUUUAACACAAAACAGGGACAGGUCUGUGCUGAUCCCAAAGUUGAAUGGGUCCAGAAACUUGCUGCCAAUAUGACGAAGCUGUGAAACCUCGUCGCCUCCUGCUGCUGUUUCGAAACCCCCACCACACACACAGAGCAACAUGUUUAUACACCCUCAUAUUUCACAGUAUUACUCCCCCUGAAUGCGCUUCCAGCUGAGCUCAAACAUAUGUGCAGAAAUAGUAAUAUGAAGCAAUAAAUAUAUUUUGCGUCCCAAACCAUAAAGUCCUCUUUUUUUUGUUUGUUUUCUCAAUUCAUGUUUAAUUCACAAUGAUACAUUUUGUUGAUCAUGGGCUUCUCAAAGGUCACGUCAAGUAACUUGAUUUCUUAAAUGAAACCUAACCCUAGAAAUUUACUGCUAUCUUGACAAAGAAAGACCCUGCAAAUAAAGACGAAGAGAUAGAUCAGUUCAGACACUUUGGGAGGGAUCAACACAGAGUCAGUGGAAAGAGGAAAAACACAGUUCUUUGGAACUGGGUUUUUUUUAAGUCGAUUACUUCUUUAGAAGUUGACUUAUCAUACUCUAAUCCUAUAAUAGCACUUAUCACUGUGGGUUUUAAGUGAAUCAAUAGGAAUGGACGUAAUGUAACGAAGCAAAAAUAGCCAAAAGGUGAACACAUUGUCUGUGGAACUUUUUUAAAGCAAGCAAGUUCUUCCAAAGGAGGAAAAUGAGCCACCAUUUCUGCAACUGUGCCGACUGUGAGCAUAAAGCACCAAGAAAUCUUCUUCUUCCACUGCGACUCACAAUGUUUCCUCUGAAGGUUCUUUCUUUGCUCUCAAAGCUUAUUCCACCGCUGCUGUUGCACAGCUGAAUGCUUAUUGAAUAAAUAUCUACAA
Messenger RNA from Chelmon rostratus (copperband butterflyfish), 1177 nucleotides. It is a transcript of the gene ccl34b.4, whose product is annotated as chemokine (C-C motif) ligand 34b, duplicate 4. Bases 99 to 386 code for a protein of 95 amino acids. Gene Ontology annotation, biological process: immune response. Gene Ontology annotation, cellular component: extracellular region. Lineage: Eukaryota; Metazoa; Chordata; Actinopteri; Chaetodontiformes; Chaetodontidae. The record is from RefSeq and is a predicted model, not a curated record. Gene Ontology annotation, molecular function: chemokine activity. The transcript is spliced from 4 exons.